AUGCCCAAGCUGCCCUCGUUGGUUCCGGCGGCUGUCGCCCAGCCCCUAUCCCGCGGCACAGAGCUGGUGAGAGGUGCCGUCGGCAGCUUGACCUGGGGACCGGCUCUGUCCGUGGCCAAGCCUGCGAUCCUCUCCGUCUUCUCCAAGAUUGAGCGUGGCACCCUUCUUCUCGUCGACGAGCCAGCCGAGUUUAGGCGGGUGUUCGGUCAGAAGCUGGGCGCAAAGUACAACGAGAACCUCACCAACGGUGAAUACGUUUCUCGCCGCGCAGAUGCCAUCCCUAGGGUCGAGCUGGUUGUGAAGAGCGAGGCCUUUUGGAUGCGACUAUUCCUGUUCGCCGACAUGGGCUUUGCCGAGUCGUACAUGCUCGGCGAGAUUGAGUGCAAAGAUCUAACUGCUUUCUUCCAGCUCUUCAUCGUCAACCGUGAGGAAAUGGGCAACGGAACAACAUGGUUCUCGAGCUUGUCUACCGCCAUCUCGAGUCUGGCCCGAACCACCAACACCCUCUCGAACGCGCUCCUCAAUAUUUCGGCACAUUACGACAUUAGCAACGAUAUGUUCGCCGCAUUUCUGUCGCCAGACAUGACUUAUUCGUGCCCCAUCUGGAAGAUGCACCCUGAUCCGAGCGAACCAGAAGAGACGUUGGAGCAUGCGCAAAUGACGAAACUGCACCGCUUCAUCGACGGGGCUCGCAUAAAAUCAUCGGAUCAUGUGUUGGAAAUCGGCACUGGUUGGGGCUCCUUUGCGAUCGAGGCCGUCAAGAAAACCGGCUGCCGCGUGACGAGCCUAACGCUCUCCAAGGAACAAAAGGCCCUUGCGGAGGAGCGCAUAGAAGCUGCGGGCUUCUCUGAUCGCAUCGACGUCCGUUUGACGGACUACCGAGCUUUGGAAACACCGGAAAGACCUUUUGACAAGAUUGUGUCGAUCGAGAUGCUGGAAGCUGUCGGCCAGGAGUUCCUGGGAACGUACUUCGCUUGCAUGGACAGAUUGCUGAAGAAGGAUGGAGGUAUUGCCGUCUUUCAAUGCAUCACCAUGCCCGAAGGCCGCCACGAGGCGUACUCAAAGGGAGAAGAGUAA
Messenger RNA from Colletotrichum higginsianum IMI 349063, 1077 nucleotides. Its product is annotated as Cyclopropane-fatty-acyl-phospholipid synthase. The coding region runs from base 1 to 1077 and encodes 358 amino acids. The transcript is spliced from 2 exons. The record is from RefSeq and is a predicted model, not a curated record. Lineage: Eukaryota; Fungi; Ascomycota; Sordariomycetes; Glomerellales; Glomerellaceae.